Messenger RNA from Rattus norvegicus (Norway rat), 8675 nucleotides. The record is from RefSeq and is a predicted model, not a curated record. Lineage: Eukaryota; Metazoa; Chordata; Mammalia; Rodentia; Muridae.
AUGCUCCAAUCCAACAUCAUCAUCCCCACCACAGUCACCCCCACCACCAUCAUCCCUUCUACCAUCAUCCCCACCAGUAACAUUCUGAACACAACUAGUGAAGGGAGGCUAAGCUUUACUAACAGAGAACCACAAACUCCUCCAGAAUGGGAUGAAGCUACUAACAGGAGCAGUACCAGCCCCAGCUCCCAGCUCCAGUGGCUGCGUGAGGCUGAAAGAGAAGACGGAUCGUUCUCUGGUCGGCAGCAGGUUGAUUUGCAGGGCGUCUCCUCCGCGGCCCCGUGCAGCCUGAAGAAGGAAGCUUUCUGCUGUAAUGGAACAAGACUGCUGUGCUCUGGGGAGGACUCGGCCAAUACGCUUCUGAGCUUCUCAGAUCCUCCUCCGGGCAUUUCUCAAACCCGCAACCUCUCCGCAUCCUGGUACCAUCCUGAGAGUUCCUGUCCUCUUACUCAGCACCCUCUUGGGGCCGUCUUGGCGACACAGCCUGAAAACGCUGGGCACUUUGCCACCUGCUGCUUCCCAGAAACAGAUGCUAAGGCACCUCCAGCCCUGGGAAUCCGUGUUCACGCGGCUUCCAGAACAGCUCUUUGUCUGCUGCUGGACUUUGGGGACAAUCAUGGAGCUGAGAUGAAACUGAGUACAGUGACAGGUGCAGCUACCAUGACCGGCUACUACCAGUACAGGACAGAAGGAGUCUAUAAGCUCAAGGUUGUUGUCUCUGACUGUCAUGGCGCUGAUGAGGAACUGGGGCCCUAUUAUAUGGACAUUGGCCAUGGGAAUGUGUCUGUGUUCAUGAAUUCCAGCUCCAUCCACAAUAACGAAUCUCUUGCUUUUGCUAACUCCCUCCCACAGCAGGAAGGCACAGUCGUGGUGCAUUGUUUCUCAUCCGUUUCUUCAUACAAUGUGUCGUUUAUGUCUCAGACCCGAGUGGGCAGCAGCCAGGCCUGGAGUGGUGUGACUGUUGGGUAUACGAUGCAAUCCGUGUCUGUCUACACCAAUGGAACUGUGUUCGCUGCAGACACAAACAUCACAUUUGUGGCUGUUACCGAGGAAACUGUACCUCUGGAGUUCACUUGGUAUUUUGGAGAAAACCCACCAGUGACAACAACUUCCAGAAGCAUUAGAAGAAGGCUGAGCAUCCCUCAAUGGUACCGAGUGAUGGUCAAGGCCACCAGCAGGAUGGGCAGUGUGGUCUCCGAGCCCCACCUCAUCAGGGUGCAGAAGAGAAUCCUGGCCAAUCGGCUUGUGUCCACUGCCUCAGCCCUGGUAAAUGCCAACGUGUCCUUCGAGUGCAGGCUCAACUUUGGCACCGAUGUAGCCUACCUUUGGAACUUUGGAGAUGGCUCCAUUGAGUUGGGCAGCAGCUCCUCUGGCCAUGUCUACGACAGGGAGGGAGAGUUUACAGUUGAAGUCCUUGCCUUCAAUAACAUCAGCUCCGCCACCCUGAGAAAACAGAUUUUCAUUGUGCAGGAGCCUUGCCAACCACCCCCGGUGAAGAACAUGGGUCCUGCGAAGGUGCAGAUAUGGAGGUCUCAGCCCCUGAGACUAGGCGUGACGUUUGAAGCUGCCAUCAUCUGUAACAUUUCCCAAGGACUCUCCUACACCUGGAGCUUUGUGGGUGCUGAGGCGACCGCUGUCACCCUCCCUGCUGCUGUCAACACCCACAGACAGACCAUCAUGCUCCCAAGCUACACGCUGGAGUGUGGGAACUACACUGCCGUCGCCAAGGUUCAGAUCAAGGGAAGCAUGGUGUAUAGCAACUACUGUGUCGGUGUAGAAGUUCGAGCCAGGGCACCUGUCAGCGUGAUCUCUGAAGGCACACACAUCUUCCUCUCCAAGGCCACCUCAACCUCCAUCAUCCUGAGCGGGUCCCAGUCCUACGACCCUGACAACCCAGGGGCUGCUCUCAGGUAUCACUGGACUUGCACAGCAGCCAGCUCACCUAUAUGGCCUUGCUUUGAUGACUCUACUUCGUACCAAAUGGACACUCAAGCUCCUGCCAUUUCCUUCCCAGCAAAAUGGCUCAGUGAGUGCUGUGACCAGUUCCUUGUGACACUGACAGUCUCCAGCAGUGGACGGAACUCAUCACAGGCCUUGACGUUCCUCUCUACCCGUCCUGACCUGGCCUUCAGGUUCAUCCACGUCUCAUGGGUCAACUUUAGAGACAUCUCUGUGAACUGGAACGAAGAAGUGUCUCUCCGAGCUGUGUGUGAAGACUGUGGAGAUGUCUCAGACCUCACUUAUUCCUGGGACCUCUUCCUGGUCAAUGCAACAGAGAAGAAUGCAGUGGAAGGUAAAAGCUGCUACUCUAUUUUGCUGAUAGGAAAAGUUCAUGGACCUGUGGCAGGCUCGGGAGAGCCAAUGGAGGACUAUGGCUCACUGAGUCCAGCACCUAGUUCCCUGGCUGAGGAAGCCCUGAUGAUGAGCGACCCUGAGGGAAGUUGGCCCUUCCCCAGCUCCUCCACUGCCUUUGAUGGGAUCAGUGCAAACUUCCAGGAAGCAGGAUCAAGUCUGAGUGCUGAGGAGAGUGCCAGUUAUGGGGACAACCUGCUGGGCCCUUUCCUCCACACAGGCAGAGCAAAGCCAACUCUCAUGAUCGAUUGGCCCAAGGCCCUGGUCAGCCGAGCUGUCUUCCAUGGCUACACCACAUCAGGUAUCAUGGGACCAGAUGUGACAAUAAAACCAUUCUCAUUGAGCAGUGGCGAGAUGUAUGUCUUACAAGCUUCUGUAGCCUCAAAGCAUGUCUUACUGGGCAAGGCUCAGCUCUACUUAACAGUCAACCAGGCUCCACAGGACAUGUCUUGUCAGGUGCGACCUCACCGUGGUAUGGAGGCACAUACCAUCUUCAGUAUCUUCUGCAUGUCAGGAAAACCGGAUUUUCAUUAUGAAUUUCGUUACCGGAUAGGAAACGCUUCCUCACACACCCUGUACCGAGGACAAGAUACCCAGUAUUAUUUUUUAUUGCCAGCUGGUGAUUCUUCAGACAGUUACAAAGUCAUUGUUUCAACUGAAGUCACAGAUGGCCAAGGCUCCAAGGUGCAGCCAUGUACCGUGGAGGUGACUGUGCUGCCCCGUUACCAUGGAAACGACUGUCACGACAAGGACCUAUAUAACUCCACCCUGGAAAACCUGUCUACUCUCCAGCUGGUGGGAAGUUACACGGAAAUCAGGAACUACAUCGCCAUGAUCACUGGAAUCCUGAGCCGCUUGUAUGUGGAGAGCAGAAACACUUCUUCGUGUGGUCAAUGGUCACAAAUACAGGAUGUAUUAAUUUUUUCAGCAUGCAAAGUACCUUAUACAGAUCAGGAAACUAUGAUGGAUUCUAUUCAUAUAUUGAGAGACCUCAUAAGCUUCCCUAAUAAGCUGAGCUUGAUGAGUGCCGAGCUCAUCUACAAAUACGCCCAGAUGUUCCUUGCUCAAGGUCAAGUCUCCAGGAGGUUGCUGGUCGACGAAAAACUAAGAGUUGAAUUUAUCCUUCUCAUCUCUGGAGUCUGGGAAGCUGCCAAAGAAGACGUGAGGGAUGGGUACUAUCUGCAAAAAGAAGGCAUGAAGAUCGUCUCUGACAUGUUACUAGCCUGUCUCUCCUUGAGCCCCAAGCAUCAGAUUCACAUAAGCACCGGGCAGAUGGAGUUCCAGACUCUUGUUCAUCGUAGCCCUCAGAGCUCUAUCCAGAACCUAGGCUUCAUCCGGGUACAUUUGCCCAAUGACGUGGCCUUGCACAGUCCUACUCAAGAGGAAACACAAAGCCCAUGCUACAUCAGCCAGCUCACAUUCUUCAUGAAGAGUCCAUAUUCAGGGGAACAGGCUCCUGGGCAGUUGGGUGGUGUCAUGAGCCCUUGGCUCUACAGCUGCAAGAGCAGAAGACCUAUCCUCAGAGGACGACUGGAGACACCUGUGACUAUAGAAUUUGGGGAAGAAGACCACCUGCACAAGAAAAAUCCAGCCAUGUUUGUGUUGCUUCGGGAUGAGGUGAAUGUCCAUCAGUUCACUGGACUUUCAGAAAACUCCCAGGAAUCUUUACAGAUACACAUUGAAUUCUCAAAGCCUGUUAUAAGAGCCUUUCCCAUCAUACUGUUAGUAAGGUUCUCUGAGAAAGCCACACCUUCUGAUUUUCUCAUGAAGCAAGUCUACUUCUGGGAUGAGCAGACUGUACAAAUGUAUGUACCUGCUGCCCCAUGGAGAGGAGCCAAUGUGGGAUACUUAUCCCUAUUAGAUGCUGAUUAUGACAGGAAACCUCCAAAUAAAUAUCUUGCUGGGGCUGUAAACUAUACGGUGCAUUUCCAGUGGAUCCAAUGUGUGUUUUGGGACAAGACAGAGUGGCGAUCCGAAGGUCCCUGUCCACAGCCAGGAACUUCUCCUGAAAAAGUCAACUGCAGCUACCAUCGCCUUGCACCUUUCUCUGUCCUAAGAAGAAAGCUGAAUGCCACUUUUCAAGUGAGCAGCGUUUCUGAGUUUCAGAGUCACCCACACAACUUGCUUCCCAGUAUUUUCAGUGUGUUUUUCUUGGUUCUUUAUGGAUUUUUGAUGAGUAAAAGCAGCUGUGUAGAUUGUCAUAAGAAAAAGGAUCCUGGUUGUAUUUUUCUGGAAGAAGAAGCACUGCUUGGCCACCAGCUGUAUGCAGUUGUCAUUGACACUGGCUUCCGGUCACCAGCCAGAUUUACCUCAAAGGUUUUCAUUGUUCUAUGUGGUGAAAAUGGACACUCAGAAACCAAAGAACUUUGCUGUCCAGAGAAGCCCUUGUUUGGAAGGAACUCCAGGCACACCUUUAUCCUGAGCACGCCUCACCAACUGGGUCCACUCCAGAAGAUCCGUCUCUGGCAUGACAGUAGUGGACUUUCCCCAAGCUGGUUCAUCAGCCACGUGAUGGUGAAGGAGCUAUGCUCAGGACAAGCCUGGUUCUUCUCUGCUCAGUGCUGGCUGGCUGUGAGCAAAAGGGGUGGCCAGGUAUUAGGCGAGUUCUUCUGCCUGAGCCAUGGUCUCAGUUUCUGGAAGCUUUUCUACUCGAAGUUCACGGAGUACCUGGAGGAUUUCCACAUCUGGUUCUCACUGUACAGUCAGCCCCCAUCCAGCAACUACCUACACACACAGCGACUUGCUGUGUCCUUCUGCCUGCUGUCUGUCUACUCAUGCCUCACUGCCCUUGUCACUGUGGGGGGCCACGAACAGCGCCCCCUAGGUGUGGGUCCUACAGCUAUCACUCUGGACUCCUUCAGUCUUGCUCUGCUGUGCACCAUCCUGGCCUGUCCACCUGCACAGCUCCUAUCACUGCUCUUCAGGUGCAGCAAGUGGACUUUGCAAUCUAACAGUCUGACUGCCUGGAGUUGCCUGGAGGCCACCAGUAUUGGCCCCAUGCAUCCCAUAUCAGACCUUCUUCCUGGGACUGACCAAGCUUGGAGGAUGACAGCCAGCAACAGUGCUCCCAGUAGUGGUUUUGAAGAACUUAGGCCCCAGCAGUCAAGGGUCUGUCUGCUCUGGUCAAGCUCUGUGGCUUGGGCCAUCUCUGGCACAGCUUCCCUGGCCUGUGGUUUGGGGACAGGAUUCCUAGGCUACAAGUUUGUGCCAGCACAGUGUGUGUGGUGGCUCCACCUGCUGCUUCUCUCUCUGGUCUGCUGCGCACUCAUCACCCAGCCACUCAUGAUCUGUUUGGCAGCAUCGGCCUUUGCUUGGAAACGGAAACAUGACAGUGAGUUUUUUACUGAGUCAUUACAAGAUGCAACCAAGGGUCUGGAUUUGGAAUUGGAAGAACGUUCCAGAACCCACAUUCCUCUUUCUCCUGUCUCCUAUAGUCCUGACAGUGCUGAGGAGGCUGAAAGGGUCUUGGCUGCCCGACAACGAGAACGCCACCUGCGCUGGGCUCAGACACCAUCCGGGCCAAAGUUCAGAGUGAUGAGGGAAAGACUAAGGAGAGAGCGCCUCAUGCAGGCAGCCCUGAGAGACGUGACCAUGCAUAGCGUCAUGCUACUGCUGCUUUUGUUUAUAGCAUAUGGGAGAUUCUGCCCAGGUGAAUAUUCUCUCAAUCAAGCCAUCAGAAGGGCAUUUACAAGAAAUGCCCAUCACUCCUUGGGGGACCUCAGCAGCACGGAAGACUGGUGGGACUGGACGCUGAGCACCCUGCUAGAUGGGCUGCACCCAGAAAGAAUGCCUGCUACAGCUUGGGGGUCUCAGCCUGGAGCUCUUGGAGGGCAGUGCCACCUAAUAGGCCCCUCGGUGAUCAAGCAGUUGAAGGUUUCUGCUGGCACUGCAUGUGUGGCUCCCAAGCCAUUCUCAGAGCUCGUGGAAGAUGUACUCCCUAUGCAUAGUCACGCCCUUGACCUUGAGAACCGAAAUGUGACCCCUGAUGAUCCUAAGACCUGUGGUGUGAAGAAAGAGAGCUACACGCAUAGUCUAGGAAGAACAAGGCAUGAAGCCCAUGCAGCUCUGACUGCCCUCAGAGCCAGCAGGUGGAUUGACCACAGCACGAGGGCCGUGUCUGUGCAUUUCACUCUCUACAACCCUCCAACACGACUCUUCACGAGUGUGACCCUGGGUGCAGAAUUUCUCUCCACACGAGGUCUUGUCUCCUCAUCACUGAUAGAGUCCUUCAGCAUCUUCUACCGUGACUCAGCCCUACAGUGCCUCCUCAUGCUUUCUGAGCUGCUGUUCCUGGUACUCAACAUGAUCCACCUCUGCUUCCAGCUCUGGGAGAUGGCAACCAAGGGUAUUCUCAGCUACUGGAGAAAACCAAGACAAUGGCUGGAGCUCUCUAUGGUUGGUGUAGCACUGGCCUACUGUGCAGCCUCCGGUCACCUCACUACUCUUGCUGAGAACAUCACUGACCAGUUCCACAAAGGACUUUACCAGAGGUUUGUGGACAUCAGCCUGAUGGUGUCAUGGAAUCAGCGAGCACGAUGCCUCCAGGGAAUCCUCCUGUUCCUCUGGAUGUUAAAAUGUGUUCAUCUCUUCAGUUCUCUAAGCACCAUGGCACCCUUCUCUGCAAUGAUGGGCCAUUGUCCUGGGGUUUUCUCCCUGCAGCUGGUGGGGGCCCUAUUGCUGGCUGCCCAUUCCCACUUGCGCUGGUUUCUGCUCUACACCUCGACACUGUCGCGUGGCACCUCUGCAGAGGCAUUUCCUGGGCUACUGCUUCAAUUUCCGGGAAGAAGUCAAAAAGACUCACAGCACAAUCAUUUGGAGUCUGACCACAGGGCUGUGAAUUGUUACUAUGGGACCCUCUUUCUGUUGCUGGCUACCCUGGGUUUCAGAAUGCUGAGAGCCACCUCCUUGACUCUUUUCCAAGACAGAAAGUCUUUUCACAGAAAAUCUCUCGUGACACUAAAAGAUGUUGCUGUUUCUAUGUGGCAUAGACUCCUCACCUUUCUGAGGUUGGAAACAACAACUUCAGGAGAGACUGAGGUGACUACGGACCAUAUUUAUUACCUGGAUGAAUUUUCAAGUCUAUUGGAUGAACUUCUCAUGAAGAUCGACGGUUUGUCUGACAGCCUAGAACUUUCUAUCCUAGAAAAACAAUGGAGGAGGACAGUGGAGUCAAGGACUGGGGACAGUCCUUCAGUUGGCAUUUUGGAGUACCAAGCUGCUGGGGUAAGACCGUACAAAUUAUUUUCGUUAAUGUUCCACGCCGCUAUUUUUACGUUCUGAAGUUGGUUUGAGAUCAUGAGGUGGAUUGGCAUAAAAACCCGCUAAGAAUAAUUACUAGUGGAAAGAUGUGCUCCAGCCAGAACUGGUUAAAUUAUUUAAAGUGCACUGCGAGACUUGAAGUUUCCAAUGACAGUGUAGGUCUGUCCCAUCAUUUCCGUUUGUAAGCGUAAUCAAUAAAGACUGGGAAGUAAAACCGGAAAGCGCAUCUCCCUAGAGAUGAAGGGUGUGUGUGUUAGCACAGAAGGUAACUAAGAGGCUUCCUGAAUGUGCUGGGGAUUAGAGCCAAGAGCGCAGGGGGUGCUGCCGUGUGCGAGAGCAUGCAUGGGCCUCCAGGUCAGCAUAUCUGGAGGUGCCAAUCAAAGGGGCGGGCAAAGGGGCUUUACCUCUAAAACAGAAGGGUGGCGAACACAGCAGGAUGUUCUCUCACAGAAAAUAAUUCGGGGAAGAAAAUCCUUCUCUGAAAGUAGGAUACGAAGAUAAGAAGAAAGAGCACAAAGAUAAACAUUUUUUUAAAAAAGAAUAAGUUGACAAAAGUGAGCAAUGAGUUACUAUAUAUCCAAAGUUAUGGGAAAACGCAUUUCUACACACAGUGAGGAGAUGAAAAGGAGCCAUGGAUUCGCAAGAAGAGAGACAAAUGGCUCAACAAAAGUAACUUAAAAAUCGUUAAAGCUUAUUUUAGGAAUCAUAAUGAACAGAGAAAUCUGAAAAAGACAGCCGGACUUGGGUCAGAGAAAGGGUGAAGGUUUAGAUCGGUACAGAUGUUUCCCCACUGACAACAGGGGACAACCUAACAAGACCACUGCGACUUGAGAUAUAGUACACAGCAAGGCAUUUUGGUCCAGCAGGACUGCUGAGUGGCAGAAUUAGCAACACAGCAUGGCACGGGGCCAGGUCCCACUGGGCCUAAUCAGAAUCUGAAGCUCUGAGUAUAGCCUCUGCAGAAUGCACCAUCAUUUCUUUUUUUUUUUUUUUUUUUUUUUCUUUUUUUCGGAGCUGGGGACCAAACCCAGGGCCUUGCGCUUGCUAGGCAAGUGCUCUACCAC